UAAUAGCAGUAAUAAUAAUGAUCAACUAGACCCCAAUAAUAUAGAGAAAUUAGUUUAUAUAUUUUUUAAUAAUUUUAAAGAAAUAAUAAAUAAAAAAGAAAGUAUAUUCAAUAAUUAUUAUUUUUAUUGCAUUAUUCAUAAAUUUAUUAAAUUAACAAAUAUAAUAAAAAAUCAAAAUAAUAGCAAUUUCAUUGAUGAAAUAAUAGAAAUUUUAAAUAAUAACAAUGAAUCUAUAAGUAGUUUAUUAGUAAAAUCAUUAAGUUUAGAACUAGAUAAUAAUAGUACCAAAAAUUUCACAGACAAUAAUUUUUCAUCUUAUUCAGUAUUAAAUAAAAAUUUAAAAUUAAUUUUAUCAGUUUUAAAAUAUUAUAAUAAUGGUGGAUAUAGAAAUGAAAAUAUUUAUAAAUUUAUCAAAAACUAUAUAAUUUUGUGUAAUAAUAAUCAAAUAAUUAAAAAAAUUUUAAAUUUUGAUAUAAAUUCACAAAUACUAAAUAAUUUAGAUAUUCCAUCAUUGUUUGUUAAAUCUAAAACAGGCCAGUCAAUAAUCAUUUGUAAAAUAUAUAUAAUAGUAUUAGAAAUAAUAAAAUUCAUACUCUUAAAUUAUAAUAAUAAUAGUUUAUCAAGUAUAUUUAGUAUCCAAAAUAAUAACAAUAGUGAUAAUAAUAAUAAUAAUAAUAAUAAAUUUAAUGAUAGUAAUGAAAUAAUUUAUAAAUUUGGAUAUUUAUUCAUUAAUCAAGACGACAUUGCAAUUGAAACUAUAAACUCCUUAUUAACAGUUUACAAUGAAGUUUCAAAUAUAAAAGAUAAUAGCAAUAGCGAUGGCAAUAUCGAUAGUAAUAACAAUUACAAAAUCAUUAAUAACAAUUUAAUAUUAUUAAAAAAUUUAUUUGUAAAUAGUUUUAAUCCUCACAAUAUAUUUUGUUUUUUUAUAAAAGAAAUAUGUUUUUACGAUCAUUUAAUAAUUAUAGAUAUGUUGAUAUCUAAUGAAACCACAUUUCUUAAUUAUUUUUUAAAUUAUCUCAAAUUAACAUCAACAUUAUCAACAGCAGAUAUAUUUAGUCACAGAGAAGAUAAAGAGGAGUUUAUUAGUUGCUUGAGCCUACUAUAUAACUCAAUAGAGACUUCAAACAAUAAUAAUAUUUUCCCAUAUAACCCUAAAAUAUUACUAUUAAAAUUAGAAAUGUAUUUAAAUAAAUUAAAAACAAUUAAUAAACAAAAAUAA
Dictyostelium purpureum is the source of this 1222-nucleotide messenger RNA. RefSeq lists its product as uncharacterized. The transcript has a single exon. The annotation marks the transcript as partial. The record is from RefSeq and is a predicted model, not a curated record. Lineage: Eukaryota; Evosea; Eumycetozoa; Dictyosteliales; Dictyosteliaceae.